Messenger RNA from Pezoporus flaviventris, 635 nucleotides. It is a transcript of the gene MLLT11, whose product is annotated as MLLT11 transcription factor 7 cofactor. Gene Ontology annotation, biological process: positive regulation of DNA-templated transcription; positive regulation of mitochondrial depolarization; apoptotic signaling pathway. The transcript is spliced from 2 exons. Bases 157 to 426 code for a protein of 89 amino acids. Gene Ontology annotation, cellular component: cytosol; nucleoplasm. The record is from RefSeq and is a predicted model, not a curated record. Lineage: Eukaryota; Metazoa; Chordata; Aves; Psittaciformes; Psittacidae.
UCUUCCCCCCCCUCUAACGGAGGGGAAUUCAUCGAGGGGCUGCAUUGCAGACCCAGACACGCAGCAGACAAAAGGGAAGCGGUGACGCCUGCAGCUCCCCGGCACAAAGAGCUGGUCCAGCAGCGAGCCCACCCCUCCAUCCUCGGCAGCCCGAAGAUGCUGGACACCAUCAGCAGCCAGUACGAUUCCUUCAUCUACUGGAGGAUGCCGAUCCCACAGCUGGACGUGGCGGAGCUGGAGGGUCUGGGGCUCAGUGACGUGGCCCUCUACAAACCCAAAGGAGGGCUGGGCAAGCUCGUCGGCGAGCAGGAUGAGGCCCGCCAGGACAUCUCCCAGGAAGAGGACGGUCUGCUGCAGUUCAACAGCUUUAACUUCUGGAGAGCUCCUAUCGCCAGCAUUAGCUCUUUAGAUUUCGACCUCAUUUGAAGCCUUCCCCCCUCCUCACCCCCCCCCUGGCCCUCUCCCUCUCUGCUAGGGCUAUGUCAGGAUUCGGUUUUUGGUGUCGGUUUGGAGCUGGGGUUUUUGUGUUGUCGCCAGGCAGCGUCUGACACCGUCGGUUAACGUUCAUGAAAUGGUUCACCCUGGCCCUGACAGAAAUGAGCUCCCCUCAAAGCUUCAACCCUUCUCCCUCUGCC